GUUAUGCCGCCAGUAUAAAAGUUGGAGCUUGCAAACAGCUGCUGCAAGGCCUACCUCCAGACCUACCUCUAUCACGGCUUCGAGCGUUCUUAAUCCGCCUUGCAACGAAUGAGUGCGUCUUUAUCUAUACAGCUUGACCAAGGACUGGACCAAGGAGCAGGGCCGCUCGUGCCCGCCGGUGGUCGCGUGUCUGGGACCGUCAACUUGGAGGCGCUGUCGCAGCUGGAUGAGAAGGAGCUGGUGCUUGUACUUGUUGGUUUGGAAGAGGUUUCCUGGGAAGACGCUACAGUACUGAACGGUAACAGUGCCACUCAGCAUCAAGACAAAGAGGAGCUGUUUCAGGCGCGGGUGGUUCUGCGGUCCUGGGUGGGCGGUGUGCCCUGCGUGCCAGGCCAAUACAGCGUGCCCUUCGACGUGCACCUGCCGGAGCACCUGACGCCCACGUUCUCGUUCUUUGAGGCGGGCACAAGCACCUCCUCAAGACGGCGUCUCAAGGCCUCGGUUUCUUACCACUUGGAUGCCUUCCUCGUCAACUCCACCACCGACCGGCCCACGGGUGGCGGGCUGCGCGCGAGCGCGCUCAACGCAAGUGCAAGUCUGCGCGCGCUGGGGCGAGCACUGUCUUCUAGAGGGCGCACAAGCACGGGCGGCGGCAGCCCUACUGGCAGCCGCAAGGCCAUUACAUUGGCACGGCUGCCGUCUCUGGCGGCAGCGGAGGCGCAUGCACGCUUGGACAUCAUUGUACAGCCGGCUUCGCACUCAGCCCCGGAGGCCGCGGGGGCCGCGGGGCCCUCCACCUCCACCGCCUCUCCGCCACCGGCCGCGGGUUCCGCCGUCGCCUACACGGGCCCUCGGCAGCCGCUGGUGGUUGAGGAGGUGGUGCCGGUUUUCACACUGUCGGACACGUGCGUGUGCUACAUGAGCGACAGCGGCUCCAUCAAGCUGCGGGUCGAGGUGGACAAGGACCUGGUGAAGCCCGGGGAGGUGCUGGAGGUGGCGACGGAGGCCGACGGCUCAAAGACGCAGAUGGCAUUUCCCAAGCUAACUCUGGAGGCCGGCAUCCUGGUGCAGCUGCAUGACCGCCACGCCGCCGGGGAAACCGCCUCCGCCGCUGACUUCACGCCGCUGCUACGUCACGACCUUGCGGGCUUGUACCCAUCACAUCUGGCCCGGCUGAUGGAGAAGCUGGGGGCCAACGGCGCGGGUGGCAAAUCCAAGGCCGCUAGCAGGUUCAGCAUGCGCAUGCCGCCGGACCUUGGGCCCUCGGUGCGCGGGCAGCUCGUGACGCGGUGCCUGGCGGUGCGGCUGAUCGCCAGCCCCGACGACCGGGAGGUGCUGGCGGCGAUGCGGCCAACGGCGGUGGCACGAGUGUGGCUGGAUUCAGAGCCGCCACGCAGCGUGGAUCCCGCAGGCGUGUUGGUGCACGUGGCGUGAAGCGGAGCGGAGGACAGGAAAGCAGUGGCGGAGCCUGGGGCGGGCGGCGGUGCAGCGAAGCCGGUCCGGGCGCAUGCGCCGGGUACCGUACCUUGCGGGGCGCCAGGCGGCCGCUGGGGACGGGCACUUGCAGCCUGCAAGGUUGUUGAGGUGUGAGGUGUGAGCAUGCAGCGUGAGGGGCGCGACGGGUGGCAUGACUCAUGACUGAUGAGUUGUGUAUGCGUGUGUGUGUGGGUGUUGUAGAUACAAGCUCAUACUGUGGGGAGGGGGGAGGUACUGAGGGGCAUGCGGCGGCGCUGCAGGCCGCGCACUUGCGAAUCUGGCUACCAGAGCGAGGGAUGUGCUGGGGUGAGGGAAGGACCACGACUGUGUGCCUAUAACGCGCCGCGUGGCGUGGCGUAACGCGGCGAGGCGAGGCGGUCCAUUGCUGUGGUUGCGGUCACUGGACUAAGAAUUGCCGGGAGUUGCGGCCAUCUGAGCUGACGUUGGCGCAUGUCGAAUUUGACGUUGGAUAUCUGGAAUUCAUGGUAAAGCUGCGCACAAGUGCCGUAAUGGGAAACAUUGUCACCGCUCUCGUCCUUCAUUACGUGUACCAGACAAAGCGUGAGUGACUGAAACACGCGGUACGGGGUUCAUUAUUUCAGGGAACGGAUGCAUUGUAGGUAAUGGAUGCAUUGUGAUUGGGGUACCGUGUUUUUUAUGAGCCGUUGAUUGACGCUCCAUGAUUGCCUCUCCAAAUCAAGUUCUUCUGUGCACGGUGGCGCAGAUGUUCGUGCCUUCAUGAAUUCAUACCUGCCUUGGACACGCGUCUUUAGCUGUUAUCGUCAUGUAUAACCAGGAUCCGCCUUCCUAUGUGUGGCGCUUCUUGGGCUGAGCCCCUAGAGCUCGUUUCUGGGACUCCAAUGCAAUGCUUAACGUAACUGCGCUGCAUAUUGCGCUUACUGUAAGUGCACGUGGAG
Messenger RNA from Chlamydomonas reinhardtii, 2393 nucleotides. RefSeq lists its product as uncharacterized. The transcript has 8 exons. Gene Ontology annotation, cellular component: cytoplasm. Gene Ontology annotation, biological process: protein transport. The record is from RefSeq and is a predicted model, not a curated record. NCBI's taxonomy places the organism in Eukaryota, Viridiplantae, Chlorophyta, Chlorophyceae, Chlamydomonadales, Chlamydomonadaceae. Bases 109 to 1434 code for a protein of 441 amino acids.